Molecule: messenger RNA, 1737 nt
Organism: Didymella exigua CBS 183.55
Lineage: Eukaryota; Fungi; Ascomycota; Dothideomycetes; Pleosporales; Didymellaceae
Product: histone acetyltransferase ELP3
Exons: 2
Coding region: 1-1737 (578 amino acids)
Biological process (GO): tRNA wobble base 5-methoxycarbonylmethyl-2-thiouridinylation
Cellular component (GO): elongator holoenzyme complex; nucleus; cytoplasm
Molecular function (GO): acyltransferase activity, transferring groups other than amino-acyl groups; iron-sulfur cluster binding
Source: RefSeq, a predicted model, not a curated record
AUGGCGACGGCAACAAUGACAUACAUGGACUUUCCCGUCAAGAGGCGGCUACCGAAGAAUAUCAAGCUGCCGCCGGAAAAUGAGAGAUACAUGCGCGCGUGCGCCGACAUUGCCUCGGCGCUCGUUCAGGAUUACGAGGCCCAAGCGGACGGGUCGAAGCCAAAGAAGGAUGUCAACUUGAACCAGCUGCGCGGCCAGAUCGCAAAGCGACACUACUUGAAGACGCAGCCGCCGCUCACAGCCAUCAUCGCGGCGGUGCCGGAGCACUACAAGAAAUACAUUUUGCCGAAGCUGAUCGCGAAGCCAAUCCGAAGUGCGAGCGGUAUUGCGGUCGUGGCGGUCAUGUGCAAGCCGCAUCGCUGCCCGCACAUUGCAUACACGGGUAAUAUCUGCGUGUACUGUCCCGGAGGCCCGGAUUCGGACUUUGAGUACUCGACGCAGUCUUACACGGGCUACGAACCGACGUCUAUGCGCGCCAUCCGAGCGCGGUAUGAUCCGUACGAGCAGGCUAGAGGCCGUGUUGACCAGAUCAAGUCGCUGGGCCACAGUGUCGACAAGGUUGAGUACAUCAUCAUGGGCGGCACGUUCAUGUCGCUGCCAGAGUCGUACCGGGAUGAGUUCAUUUCACAGCUGCACAACGCACUCUCUGGAUACCAGACCAAGGAUGUGGACGAAGCCGUGGCGGCGGGCGAGAUGAGCAACACAAAGUGCGUGGGCAUCACCAUCGAGACACGACCGGACUACUGCCUGGACCAGCACCUGUCAUCGAUGCUGCGAUACGGCUGCACGCGUCUGGAGAUUGGGGUGCAAUCGCUGUACGAAGAUGUGGCGCGCGACACGAACCGCGGACACACGGUGGCGGCCGUGGCCAAGACGUUCUGCCUCUCCAAAGACGCGGGGUUCAAGGUGGUGUCGCACAUGAUGCCGGACCUGCCCAACGUGGGCAUGGAGCGCGACCUGGACCAGUUUGUCGAGUACUUUGCAAACCCCGAGUUCCGCACGGACGGGCUCAAGAUCUACCCGACGCUCGUGAUCCGCGGGACGGGGCUGUACGAGCUGUGGCGCACGGGGCGGUACAAGAACUACACGCCCAACGCGCUCAUCGACAUUGUGGCGCGGAUCCUCGCGCUGGUGCCGCCGUGGACGCGCAUCUACCGGGUGCAGCGCGACAUCCCGAUGCCGCUCGUGACGUCCGGGGUGGAGAACGGCAACCUGCGCGAGCUGGCGCUGGCGCGGAUGAAGGACUUUGGCACGACGUGCCGCGACGUGCGGACGCGCGAGGUGGGCAUCAACGAGGUCAAGCACAAGAUCCGGCCGGAGCAGGUGGAGCUCGUGCGGCGCGACUACACGGCCAACGGCGGGUGGGAGACGUUCCUGGCGUACGAGGAUCCCAAGCAGGACAUUCUGAUCGCGCUGCUGCGGCUGCGGCAGUGCAGCAAGGAGCACACAUUCCGGCCGGAGCUGACGGGCCAGCCGACGAGCCUGGUGCGCGAGCUGCACGUGUACGGCAGCGCGGUGCCGGUGCACGCGCGCGACCCGAAGAAGUUCCAGCACCAGGGGUACGGGACGCUGCUGAUGGAGGAGGCGGCGCGGAUCGCGGCCGAGGAGCACGGGAGCAGGAAGAUCAGCGUCAUCUCGGGGGUGGGGGUGAGGAGUUAUUAUGCGAAGCUGGGAUACUACUUGGACGGGCCGUACAUGAGCAAGGAGCUGACGGGGGGGUGGGAGCGGGGGUGGUGA